This is a messenger RNA of Capsella rubella, 919 nucleotides long. Its product is annotated as transcription factor HEC3. The annotation marks the transcript as partial. NCBI's taxonomy places the organism in Eukaryota, Viridiplantae, Streptophyta, Magnoliopsida, Brassicales, Brassicaceae. Gene Ontology annotation, molecular function: protein dimerization activity; DNA-binding transcription factor activity. Gene Ontology annotation, biological process: regulation of DNA-templated transcription. The transcript has a single exon. The record is from RefSeq and is a predicted model, not a curated record.
AAUAAUAUGAACCCAUCUCUCUUCCAAAGUUACACUUGGAACAACAUCAUCAACAGCAGCAACAACAACAACAAGAAUGAUCACCAUCAUCAUAAUGAUCCAAUCGGUAUGGUCAUGGACCAACACACCCACCUCCAUAUCUUCAACAACCCUUUCUCUUCUUCUCAUUUCACUCCCCUCUCAUCUUCCCUCGCAACCACCACUCUUUUCUCCGGAGAUCAAGCAGAUGAAGAAGACGAAGAAGAGCCUUUAGAAGAACUAGGUGCUAUGAAGGAGAUGAUGUACAAGAUCGCAGCCAUGCAGCCGGUCGACAUAGAUCCCGCAAGCGUCAAGAAACCCAAACGCCGUAACGUCAGGAUCUCCGACGACCCUCAGAGCGUAGCGGCUAGACACCGCCGUGAGAGAAUCAGUGAGAGGAUCAGAAUUCUCCAGAGACUAGUGCCAGGUGGCACCAAGAUGGAUACAGCCUCAAUGCUCGACGAAGCUAUACGCUAUGUCAAGUUCUUGAAACGGCAGAUCCGGCUACUCAAUAAUAAUCCCGGAAAUCAUCCUCCCCCGCCGCAAGAUCAAGCUUCUCAGGCGGUUACGACGUCAUGGGUUUCGCCGCCAAAUUUCGGCGGUGGGGAAGGAGGAGGAGGAGGAGGAGGAGAAGAACUGAUCUAAUCAAGGUGACAUUUCCAAUAAUAGUAACUAGAUUAUGAUAUAAAGUGUGAGUAAUGGUGCAAUUAUGGAAAGUGUUUAUAUAUAUUAAAAUGGAUACGAAAUAAGGGUUUGUUAGGAUAUAUAAUAUAUUGUUGUUGACUCGAGAAAAGGUUGUGGAAUAAUCAUAACGGUUAGCUUGAGUUGUGUACCACUAUAUAUUUAAAAUUGUUAUGAAUUUGGUAUAUAUAUAAAAUGAAUAAUAAGUUUUUGAUUUGUA